Molecule: messenger RNA, 861 nt
Organism: Clonostachys byssicola
Lineage: Eukaryota; Fungi; Ascomycota; Sordariomycetes; Hypocreales; Bionectriaceae
Source: the annotation of a GenBank genome assembly
AUGACAUUGGACAUGCCACCGCAAUCUUUCCCCGUGCUUCAUACGAGCUUCCGAUACCCACCCGACUGUGGUGAAAAGAGUUAUAAAGGCAGCGGACGGUUGGAGGGACUGAAGACACUUAUCACCGGUGGCGAUUCAGGAAUCGGAAGAUCGGUUGUCAUCGCCUACCUCCGGGAGGGAGCCAAGGUCGCCAUCAAUUACCUUCCCGAGGAGGAAGCUGAUGCUCAAGCACUCGCAGACCUGAUGGCAGAAGAGGGACUCUCGUUUGAGCGCAUCCCUGGAGACUUGGGUAAUGAAGAAUUCUGUACUGAGCUCGUGACUGAGGCUCAUCGACGCCUCGGUGGAUUGGACAUUCUUAUCAAUCACGCUGGAUAUUCUGGAAACUUGCAAGGUCCUAAUUGGCGACCUAUUGAGCAGUUUGAUCGGCGUGAAAUGGAGCAGAUUUACAAGAUCAAUGUCUUCGCAACUCUGUAUCUAACACGUGCCGCUGUUCCUCUACUGCCAGCCGGCGGUAGUAUCAUCGUCACCUCCUCCAACAUCGCCGCCCAUCCUGUCGGUCCUUCAGUUCUAUAUGGCUCCUCCAAAGCUGCCGUUACUCAUACAAUACGCUCCCUGGCAAUGCAGCUGGCACCACGAGGCAUCCGAGUUAACGGCGUUGCCCCACGCUUGACCUAUACUCCGUUCCUUGCUCAGUCUGGAUUCACCAAUACCGAGCUGGAACUCGCCAGCCAAGUCUUGGAGUUCCAUCGCCUUGCACAGCCAGCUGAAGUUGCCAUGCAUUAUGUGGAGCUUGCUGACCCGGCAAAUACUUACAUGAGUGGCGAAGUCAUCGCGAUCGCCGGCGCUCAGCAAGGGCUGUAA